Molecule: messenger RNA, 1210 nt
Organism: Rosa rugosa (rugosa rose)
Lineage: Eukaryota; Viridiplantae; Streptophyta; Magnoliopsida; Rosales; Rosaceae
Exons: 4
Coding region: 92-997 (301 amino acids)
Molecular function (GO): DNA binding
Source: RefSeq, a predicted model, not a curated record
AGCUGAGGCCCUGCGUCAUUUGCAGAGUUUCAACACUAGAACAGUGCCCUGAAUAAGGCCUCUCCUCCAAAGUUGGGACCUUUGGGCACAAAUGGCCACAUUCUCACGUCCUAUGGCUUCUUCAAAUGCGAGACGUGCCCUAAUUCCAGAGGACUCUCCAAGCUUCUGCAUUAAGAUUGUCACUGAUAAUGACCUCCGAGAUGGGAAGGAACUUCCUGAGAUGGCUGUAAAGAUAUAUCGAAACUGUAUGGAAGACUCUAUAUUCCUCAAGGUACCAAAUUGUGAGACAUUAUGGCCAAUUGAAGUGAAAAAAUCAGCUCAUGGUGGCCGAAUGUGGUUGCACAAGGGAUGGCAAGAGUUUGCCAACUUUUACUCACUAGAGCAAGGAUACUUGGUAUUUGUGAGUUAUAAAGGCGAGCAUUCUCAUUUCCAAGGGCGCAUUUUCCAUUGGAAUGAUGUGGAAAUCGAGUACCCUAUUCGCGGAUCAGGAGGAACUGAUGGCAUACCAAAAAGGAAAAGAACAAGUGCUCAUGGAGGCAUGCCUAAUGCUUAUUUAAAAGCAGCUAGAGCCAUUUCAAAUUCCUCCAGAUCCUUGGGUAAUGAACACCAGAAUGUUCUUUCCACAGCUAACAGUUUCAAAUCUGACAAGCCAUUUAUUAUGAUAAAAAUGACAGCUUAUUACUUGCGUAGAGAAAUGUUUAUAAGUGCAUCUUUUGCCACAAAACAUCUCUGUCGAGCAGGCGCUUCUUGUGACUUGUCCCUACAGACUCCAGAUAUGAGAACUUGGAUUGCUGAAUUGAUUGUGUAUGAAACCACUGAGCUAAGAGUAUAUGCAAAGAUUAAAGGUGCUUGUUGGAAGGCAUUUAAGGAGGAAAAUCAUCUCGAAGAAGGUGAUGUCUGUGUGCUUGAGUUGAUAGAGGAAUGUAAAUUCAGAGUUUCGAUAUUCCGAGCAAGAGUGAAGAUUAACGAGUUAAGUGAAGCUGGAAGGCCAAGAUAAUUCAGCCAAGGAGAAGCUGUUAUCAUCCAAUUUUUAUUAACUAAGCAUAUGAACUAGUCAUGGUUCCAAAGCAUAUGUUUGACUUUUGAGGUGUAAACUCAGCAAAAAUUGUUUUAGAGGUUAGGAAUAGUUAAUUAAGCAUCCAUCUGAAGGAAAUUUUUUUGAAGUAUUAUGACAUUAGUAAAAAUGAGCAGUUGUGGUUGGAUUUUGUAA